Molecule: messenger RNA, 1615 nt
Organism: Gossypium arboreum
Lineage: Eukaryota; Viridiplantae; Streptophyta; Magnoliopsida; Malvales; Malvaceae
Product: NAP1-related protein 1-like
Exons: 10
Coding region: 379-1170 (263 amino acids)
Biological process (GO): nucleosome assembly
Cellular component (GO): nucleus; chromatin
Molecular function (GO): histone binding; chromatin binding
Source: RefSeq, a predicted model, not a curated record
UACUACCUACCGCAAGGCACGCAGAAAGAUUCUGUUUCCGAACAUCAGAACUCAAAAACAUCGGAAUCCAUCCUUGAAUUACCCUUACUACCCCCAAUAUCUCACAAUUAAAUGACCUUAGUACCCUUAAAUUACAGGUGUCAGCUUCCAACUGAAUAGAUAUAAACUCCCAAAACCCUAACAUUCUCUACUCUUUCUCUCUCUCUCACUCACUCGCUCGCUUUUGUCCCCGUAGAUAUCAGAGGGAAAACACACACACACAAAAAAAAAAAAAACUAGGGUUUUAAAGAGAAAGGGAGCAAAAGUGAGAGAGAAGAGAGAAGAGGCGGAAAUUUUUAGGAUUAGGGUUCUAUUAUAUUGUUCUCUAGGGUUUAGAAAAUGGUGGCCGACAAAGGAAAGAAGAUGAAAGUAACAGAGAAAGUAGAGGAAGAGAACCAUGAUCAAAUAGAUGGAGACCUCGUCAUUUCCAUCGAGAAGCUUCAAGAGAUCCAAGACGAGCUCGAGAAGAUCAAUGAAGAGGCAAGUGAGAAAGUCUUGGAAGUGGAGCAGAAAUACAAUGAAGUUCGCAAACCAGUCUAUGAUAAGCGGAAUGAAAUCAUCAAUUCAAUUCCUGAUUUCUGGUUAACAGCUUUCUUGAGCCAUCCUGCUCUUGGUGAUCUUUUGACUGAAGAGGAUCAGAAGAUAUUCAAAUAUAUUAACUCACUUGAAGUGGAGGAUUUUAAAGAUCUGAAAUCUGGAUACACUAUCACAUUUAAUUUCAAUUCCAAUCCGUACUUUGAAAAUACAAGGCUUACAAAGACCUUUACCUUCCUUGAUGAUGGAACCAAAAUUACUGCUACCCCAAUCAAGUGGAAAGAGGGCAAGGGCUUGCCAAAUGGAGUUAAUCAUGAGAAAAAAGGAAACAAGCGACAACUUGCUGAAGAAAGCUUCUUUGCCUGGUUUGCUGAUGCUCAGCAAAAAGAUGACAUGGAUGAAAUUCAUGAUGAGGUAGCAGAGAUUAUCAAGGAGGAUUUAUGGCCCAAUCCUCUCACUUAUUUCAACAAUGAGGCCGAUGAGGAGGAUUUUGAUGGAGAUGAAGGUGAUGAAGAGGGUAAAGAUGAUGAUGAUGACUCUGAUGAUGAUCAAGACGAUGAUGAUGAUGAGGACGACGACGACGACGAGGAGGACUAAAUCACUUAACAGCCUUAAAUCAUGGUAGCUGCUUCUCUUGCUCAAGUAAGAACUGGUGUAAAGCUGUCUCCUAGUCAUAGCUACGUAAGGUUAUAGAGAAGAUAGCCAUCUUUAAGAUAGCUUUCUAUGUUUUAUAAGCAACUCUUGUUAUUGUAAGCAUAGCUAUGACUCGUUUCUUUUUGCCCAUCUCUUAACCUUUUUGAUCUUUCCUCCCUUGUGUUUUUGUUUUUCUGGUUUCCUCCCAGAGGGUGACACGAAGUGAAAGCUUCUUACAUGAUAUUGGAAUGCAGGCAUUUUAUCGAUAAUUUUUUUUAAAGCUCUGUUAAAUAGAUAUGUAAAAUGCUGAAUUCAUUUAGUUUUCGCAUGUUACUGAUUGAUUUUAUCUAUAUUUCUCUGGAUCUUUAUUUUUCUUUUAAAUAUAUGCGGUUAACGGUCACAAAUACAA